Molecule: messenger RNA, 390 nt
Organism: Saitoella complicata NRRL Y-17804
Lineage: Eukaryota; Fungi; Ascomycota; Saitoellomycetes; Saitoellales; Saitoellaceae
Product: DUF953-domain-containing protein
Exons: 2
Coding region: 1-390 (129 amino acids)
Cellular component (GO): cytosol
Molecular function (GO): protein-disulfide reductase [NAD(P)H] activity
Source: RefSeq, a predicted model, not a curated record
AUGAGCUCUGUACGCCUUGACGUGAUGGCGAAAGCACUUGGAGAGUAUCUCUCUACCUUGCCAGCAGGCCAGGUUGUUUACAUGUACUUGUUUGGCUCCGAAGACCCUCGAACAGGCAAAUCAUGGUGCUCAGACUGCUCUGACGCCGACCCCCUCAUUCACCGUACCGUAGCCACCUUCCACGCCGUCCUCAUCCAGUGUCCAGUUGGCGACCGAGCGAGUUGGAAGUCGGCGGAUAAUGGGUUUAGGGUGGAUGAGAGGUUUCGGUUGACUGCGAUUCCGACGGUGAUUAAGUGGUUGGAUGGGGAGGAGCUUUCGAGGGUUGUUGAGGAUGGGUGUAAGGAUGAGGCGGUGUUGAUGGAGUUCUUUCGGCCAGAUGGGCAGAUUUGA